AUGAGCAGUACUGGGCUUCAGUUCAGGGUUAAAGACUGGAUUCAGAAAACAGAUGCCACUGUAUUAGUUUUGUACAUACCCCAGCCAACAAAGCGUAAUCCUAUCCCUACUUUAAAAUUUGAAGGGUCAAGAAAGUUGAAAGCUGUGGUAGAGUCGGAAGAAGUGAGGAGUGCCAUCAGUACAGCUUGCAGCGGUCCCCCCCCUCCUGUGAAAUCCUUCAAAGAUGUGAACUCUGAAGGUAGUGGGAGGAAGGAUUUUGAGGAAGGAAGUGGAGAAGUAUUGAAGGAGGUAAGUGGCAGUGAAGACGUCAUGACAGGUGCUUUAAAUGAAACACCUGACAUGAAUUCUUCUCUGCAUAUCUCUCCAGCACUGAGUGCUGGAGAGGGUUUUGUUUCAGAUGGGCCGGAGAGUAUGGAAGGGACUGAAAUGGAGAGAACAUCUUUGUUAAAUGAGAAUGACAUGCACAGAACAGAAGAGGUAAGUGGCAGUGAAGACGUCAUGACAGGUGCUUCAAAUGAAACACCUGGCAUGAUUUCCCCACUGCCUAUCUCUCCAACACAGAGUGCUGGAGAGGGUUUUGUUUCAGAUGGGCCGGAGAGUAUGGAAGGGACUGAAAUGGAGAGAACAUCUUUGUUAAAUGAGAAUGACAUGCACAGAACAGAAGAGGUAAGUGGCAGUGAAGACGUCAUGACAGGUGCUUCAAAUGAAACACCUGGCAUGAUUUCCCCGCUGCCUAUCUCUCCAACACAGAGUGUUGGAGAGGGUUUUGUUUCAGAUGGGCCGGAGAGCACAGAAAUGGAGAUGGAUGUGGAAGAGAUGGAUCUGCCAGAUGCUAAGGAUGAAACAGCUAUUCCAGAUGAGAACGGGAGUAUGUUGAAAGUUGGCUGGGAUGAUGUUGCGCUAACUAAAUAUAUCCAAAAGAUUUGGUCAAAACAGAGAAAUGACAGUGUUGAGCCAUUUCUCCUGUCCAAAACCUGUGGUGUGAACAUCAACAACAGGUCACUGAUUAGUGCAAAAAGCUUGAUAACAGAUGAAAUAAUUGAUGCUUACCUUGGGAUUAUUUGUGGUCUAAGCAACAAAUUCUUCUAUGUGCCGUGCAGUGUAAUAUCUAUGAUUUUUCAUCCCCGGCAUCAAAACGAAGUUGCAGAUGUCCUUAAUGAGAACAAAGGAAAGGUGUUGCUUGCCAUUGUCAACAGGAGAGAAAUCCACUGGAUUUUGCUGGUUAUUGAUCAACAGAACAAAUCUCUGUUGAUUAUUGAUCCAAUGGGAGAAAACAAAACAACGUGCCAGCUAAUUUUUAAAUUGUGGACUAAUUACCUGACACAUAGAGGAUAUGAUGCUGAAGGGUGGAAAAUUGAUACCAUCCACCACUCCAAGCAACAGGACAGUGUUUCUUGUGGAGUUUAUUGCAUGAAGUUUGCUGAAGCAGUUGUUUUGAAAACAUCACUGCAUCUUCCGAAGGACAAUGUGCUGGAAAUGAGAUGCAACAUUAUGAAGACCAUCAUAAAUAAUCAAGAUGAGGACACCAACAAUUUAAAAAAGUAG
Messenger RNA from Magallana angulata, 1545 nucleotides. RefSeq lists its product as uncharacterized. NCBI's taxonomy places the organism in Eukaryota, Metazoa, Mollusca, Bivalvia, Ostreida, Ostreidae. Bases 1 to 1545 code for a protein of 514 amino acids. Gene Ontology annotation, molecular function: deSUMOylase activity. The record is from RefSeq and is a predicted model, not a curated record. The transcript is spliced from 12 exons. Gene Ontology annotation, cellular component: nucleus. Gene Ontology annotation, biological process: protein desumoylation.